Molecule: messenger RNA, 965 nt
Organism: Metschnikowia bicuspidata var. bicuspidata NRRL YB-4993
Lineage: Eukaryota; Fungi; Ascomycota; Pichiomycetes; Serinales; Metschnikowiaceae
Gene: NEP1
Product: 18S rRNA pseudouridine methyltransferase
Exons: 1
Coding region: 77-838 (253 amino acids)
Biological process (GO): rRNA base methylation
Cellular component (GO): nucleolus; small-subunit processome
Molecular function (GO): rRNA binding; rRNA (pseudouridine) methyltransferase activity
Source: RefSeq, a predicted model, not a curated record
CCAUCGCUUCUCGACCCAGCCGUAUCGCCCUCCCACCCCGGCUUUUCUUCUCGGCACCCCCAGUCUAUACACAUCCAUGACGGACGCCAAACAAGACUCCAGAGUGCAGGACAAGCCUGCCGCCGGCGCCCCGCCCCCGGCCUCCUUCGUGCCCUCCAGGCCCCAGGUUUUGACCUCCAAAGACAAAGACACAAAGCGCAUGGUGGUGGUGCUUUCACAGGCGUGUUUGGAAACACACAAAAUCAGCACGGGCGCGGCGGGCGGCGACAAGUAUGCGUUGUUGAACUGCGACGACCACCAGGGCUUGUUGCGCAAGAUGGGCCGCGACAUUGCCGAGGCUCGCCCGGACAUCACCCACCAGUGUCUUUUGACGCUCUUGGACUCGCCCAUCAACAAGGCCGGCAAGUUGCAGGUGUUCAUCCACACGGCACGCGGCGUGUUGAUCGAGGUGAACCCGAGCGUGAGAAUCCCCCGCACGUUCAAGCGGUUUUCCGGGUUGAUGGUGCAGCUAUUGCACAAGCUCUCGAUCCGCUCGGUGGACUCCGAGGAGAAGUUGUUGAAGGUGGUCAAGAACCCCAUCACGGACCACCUCCCCACAAAGUGCCGCAAGGUCACCUUGUCGUUCGACGCCAAGAUCCGCCGGGUGCAGGACUACGUGCAGACCUUGGCCGACGACGAGAGCAUAUGCGUGUUUGUGGGCGCCAUGGCCCGGGGCCAGGACACCUUUGCGGACGAGUACGUGGACGAGAAAAUCGGCCUUUCCGACUACCCCUUGUCUGCGUCCGUGGCGUGUUCGAAGUUCUGCCACGGGUGCGAGGAUGUCUGGGGGAUCAUGUAGGGGGCGUUCCCCAAGGACGACUUUUGGACGGAGAGAACCGAGCGUUUUCUCGUGCAACCUGAAACUGUCGGCCUGUCUGGUCCAUACAGGCGACACUAGAUACUACCGAAUAUAGGGAAGACGUGAA